AAGAUAUAGUGAAAGAAAGAGAGAGAGAGAGAGAGAGUAUUAUAAGAAGAAGAAGAAAAAGAAGAAGAUGAUGACGAUGAUGGUCUAAAGCAAACGCGUCGAACGAAGUUAUUAACAACUACGUGUGUGGCGUCGGUGUGAAAGAACGUUAAUUAACACCGUCGUCGUAUGAAAGCAUAAUGGUGGUCCGUUGAAAGACGCUCGAAAGAAAGCAAGAAAGCAAGAAAGAAAGAAAGAAAAAGUAGGAAAAUUAAGAGGAGGGUAGAAGGAGAAACAGAAGAAAGCAUUCUCAAGGAAGGAAGAUUAUGAGUCAUUCGUAGAAGGGACUUUUCUACCUUUACUUUCUAUUGUUUUUCGUCGUAGAAAUAUGUCGAAAGAAGAAAGAAAAGCAACGUUCUUCACCAUGAGUACUACCACUCGAACAAUAUCAACUCUUCUCCUACUCCACUGUGCAAUAGUAACUGCAACUCCAAGCACACCUAUCAAUCAUCUCCUGCACGGCUCGAAAUGUCCUGAAGACAGCGUGGAAAAUGAAAAUGGCGAGUGUAAAUGCACUCCAUGUCCUUUACCACCAGUCUGUUCUGAACCUGGACAACGUCUGCUACAAACAAAGAUCGGAAUUCCUGGGACACCCGGUAGUUGCUGUUCUCAUUACGAAUGUCUUCCCUCAGGACACCAACAAAAUGGACAUCAAGAAGGACAAGAUCAGCAACAGAGUUCAGAAAACGGUUGUCCCAGGGACAGCGUUCCAAGCGAAGAUGAUGUAUGUAAAUGUGUACCCAUGUGUCCACCUGCAUCUUGUAAACCAGGUGAACGUGCUGUAGAAGUUAGACAAGCCGUUCCUAAUACUCCUGGUUUUUGUUGUCCUCUCUACAAAUGUGUACCUUCAGAAUCCGUAUACUUAGUUGAAACGGAAGAGGGUGGCAAUACCAGAAAUUGUUUCUUCAAAAAUGGACUUUUCCGACGAGUUGGAGAGCAUUGGAAAGACGAACCCUGCGUAAAUUGCACAUGCCAAGAAAAUGGUCAGGUUUCUUGUAUAGGAAUCAUGUGCAAAUCUUGUGCAAACCCGAUACCACCAGAUCCAGGCGAAUGUUGCUCUCACUGUCCACAACCAACGAGUUUAACUGAUAUUGAUAUCGAUAGCAAAUCGAAUUGCAAAACCUCUUUGAUUGAUUGUAACCUCGAUUGUGAUCGUUACUUAACCGACGAGAAAGGCUGCCAGAUUUGUGAAUGUUACAAACCAACAAAGAACGAAAUGAUUCACACAGGAUCCGAGGAGGAUAAACUCUGUCCGGAAUUACCAAACUGCGAACUUAAUUGCGAUCUCGUCAAAGACGAGGUUGGAUGUUCGAUUUGUGCUUGUCAAUCGAUAUCAAAUUCAUCAUCAACGUCAAUACCACUGACGCCUCCACGAAAUCAACAAAACUUGAAUUUCCCUUCGACGAAUCAAACAUGGAAUCAUCCAAAUGUCGAGAAUUUCGAUAAUAACGACAAUAAGAAAGUUGUCUGUCCCGAAGUAAACUGUGAUCUUCAUUGCGAACAUGGUCUCAUAAUGGAUGAGAACGAUUGCACUUUAUGCGAAUGCAAACCACUUCAAGAGAAUUGUCCUUCCUUCAUGGGAUGUAAAAAGAAAUGUAGAUUUGGUUACAAGACCAACAAACGAGGCUGUCCGAUAUGUCGGUGUCGAGCGAGUUGCAUCAACGACGAGAAUGAACCAAUACAGGAAGGUGAAAGCUGGCUACGAAAUGCUUGCACGACUUGCACGUGCGAGAUAGGCGGUAGAGUAAAUUGCAAGGAGACCGUUUGUUCGGUGGCCUGUAGCGAUCCUUUACCCCCAGAACCAAACACGUGCUGCCCAGUUUGCCCGAUCACAGAAAAUGAAGCGAAUCAUCAGAAUAACAGAGGCUGGGGUGUGGUACCGAUCACGUUGAUCGUCGUCCUGGCGUUGCUUUGUCUUUUGUUGAUUAUCCACAUCGUUCGUAACCGUUUCCGUGGUCGACUGUCGCCAUCAGAUGCAAGCUAUUCCUAUCCACCGCAAUACUAUAAGUGUGUGCCUGCUUACGACACACCAAUGCAUCGAAACGAGAAGAUUGUGCCACUGUAAAAGACUAUUAUCAACGAUGCACACACACAUACAUACAUACAUACACACACACACACACACACACCUUUUUUCUCGAUGUUCCUCGUUCUUAUUUCUUUUCUCGUUUCUUCGAAUGAAAGAAGAAAAAGAAAAUUCACGAGGAUCAUUGAAUGUGAUGAUCGUCGGUAUGAAAACAAAUAAAAUUAUUAAAAAACAAAAAAAAAAGAAAGAAGGAAAGAAGAAAAAGUAGAAAAACUAAUCUGGUGAUACUCGAUUUACUUUUUUCGAAGAAAAUCGAUGUACAUGCCGGUGUUAAGAAAUAAAUAAGACCCUUGCGAGUAGAUUCAGUAUUAUUCUUAAGAGAUGAAUGAAACGUGUUUGUGAGGGAGAUCAAGGAAAAUAAAAAAACAAACAAGAAUAAUUUAUAAAGUGGGAUGAGAACAAAAUAAAAAUAAUAUCAACCAUUUCGAAUUAAUACCACUUGCUCGAUCCCCUCGAAAUCUUGUUAAGUAAAAUGAAGAUGAAGACAAAGACGAAGACAAAGAAGAAGAACUACUAAUAUACGAUAUCAUUUAAUCUGUAAAUUAUAUAUAACGAAAAAAAUGGAAAAAAAGAAAAAACAAGAAAAAACGAUCUUAGAGUAAAACCGUCGUUAUAAGUGUGCUAAUUAGCGUUAACCUUCCUAGCUCCUAACUUAUAUACAUACACGUACACAUACCAUACACGGUGUCAGACGUUUUUCCGUACAAACGUUGUAAGUGCAUUCUAUGCACAAAAAUAUGAAAAAAAAAAUGUUAUAUAAACAUAAAUCAUUUAAAACUUUAUUCAAAAAAAACAUAAAUAGUAAAACACUAUCUAAAUGUGCUGUUUUAAAUGUUGCCCAUCUACGCGAAUAAAAGUUUGAUUGUAGUAUGUGGUAUGUUAUUUUUAUAACGUGGCAAAUUUUUUCUUUCGAUUUCUAAUCAUUUCUGCAACUGCAUCCUUAAUUCGUUCUACCAUAAAAUCAAGCGUAACAAUUUCAGUAGCAUAAAAUUCUUCUUUUAGUUUCCCCCCCACAAAUAAAAAUCUAGUGGGGUAAGGAGGUCAGGUGAUCUAAAUGGUCAAACUAUUAUAUUAUUCAAAUAAGAAUGCAUUGAAUCACUUCAAAACCGCUAAACAUCGUUUUUUAACAACAUAUUUUAACAAUUUUACAAUUUAUGUUAUACAACUUUUUAAUAUAGUUUUAAAUGACCUAUAUUUAUAUAACAUUUUUUUCUUAUUUUUAAACAUAGAAUGCGCUUACAAAGUUUAUAAAGAAUAACAUCUGAUAAAACCUGUAUAUAUGCAGGGUGAAUAAAAAUUAACCAGAUACCUGAAUAUCUUUGUUGAAUUUAAAGUUAUAAAGUAUGUGUACAGCAGAAACAAAAUUAUUUCAAAGGACGCAUAUGUUCACAUCAUGUUUUUUAAUGUCAUUUUUUAGGUAUCUUUUAGAACAUUUUCUUAAAAUAGAAUAGCAUCUUUUGCCUGUACACGCUGAAUUUUAUUUGUUCCAUAUUUCUAGAUUAAAGAUCAUAUUAUAGUACACUGUUGAGGUGUCGGUUACAAUAAUGUAUAGAAAAUAGAAUGCAAUUCCAUUUGAAAAAACGUUAGUGAUUUGAAACAGAUCUAAAAAAAAUGACAUUAAAAAACAUGGUGUUAUGAUGUCUUUCGAAACUAUUUUAAUUCUAAUGUAGACAUACUUUGUAACAUUAAAUCCAACGAAGAUAUUCAUGUAUCUGGUUAAUUCUGUCUCACCCUGUAUAUAUAUAUAUAUACAAUGUUUAUGUGAAAGGAGAAUACAGAAAUAAAAAGGAAGAAAGAAAGAGACAGGUCUCCAUCGUAGUAUUAGUUUCCUUGAUCUCUCUGGGCCACAACGCGAUUGAUUCAUUAGUAGUAUAACUAAUAUUCAAAAAGCAAAUUUAUUGCAAAUUUGAUUUUUUCUUCACUUUUUUCCUUUUCUAUUGGUUAAAAUUAAUGUGAUAAUAAAAAAAAAAAGUUUUAUAUCGAGUUUUAGUUUGUAUAACUCCUUACGUUAAUUAAAUAAUUUGAUUGAAAUAUUUCUUAGAAAAUAUAAUGUCAAUUUUUCCUACUUUAUACCCUUGAAUUUCAUUUUCAUCAUUUUUUUCUUUAUUUUUUUUUUUUUUUGUAUAUUCUCCUUCAAUGAUUUAAAAAAUCGUUCAUUAUUGCUUCCGAACGCUCGCGUCGUUCGAUGAUCGUUAUCGUUUAUAAAGGAAAACGAAAAAAAGAAGAAAAAAAGAUCGAAAUUAUUAUUCAAGAGGAAGAUCAGACUAAAAUCGAAAUACGAAAUGAAAAAGUAUUAAAUCGUAUCCGAGGUCCAAUGAAAGAACUUAAAAAUGUCGCGUCGAUAUUCGUAUAAAGAAUAUAUGUGUAAGUAUAUACGUAUAUAUACAUAUAUAAUAUAUAAUAUACGUAUAUUAUGUGUUAAACUCAAUUCUUAUCGUUUUUCCGUCUCUUUCAUAUGUGAUAGAUAUUUCCUUUUCUUAUGAAUUUUUGUCAUGGCACAUUCAAUCGUUUUAAAACAAUCAUUGAAAUAACAUUUAACCCUUUGGACAAUUUUAAAAACGUUUCAAUUGAAUUUUCAUCGAACAAUUUGUGCAACUAAAUCUAAUCUUCAAAUUUUGUCGGCUAUUCGGAACUUUCUUUGUUUCUCAGAUUAAAAUAAUCGUUUCGAAAAGCGUUCAUACCAAACUCUACGUGUUAUUUUCGACAUCAUUUUAUUACAUAUACUUAGAAUAAAAACGUUUCGUUUGAACUGUAGUUUUCUUAAAUGUCGAAGUAGUGAAGAAGAACAUGUCGCAAAAACAGCUUAUAAGCGGUUCAUUUUAAAUCGAUUUGAUAAAUUUCUUUGGCAUCAAAAUAUAUAACCUGUGAAGUCUAAAUCAUUUUCAGUGACGUUUAAACUAGAAAAGAUAUGCAAACCUUACCAACGAAACGUUAAUCUCUAGUAAUUAUGACAGGAAUUAAGUUUACCACGUAAUAUCUAUAUAUAAUUCAUUUAUGUUCAGACAAAAAUCACUAACUAUCAUUUAUGUUAAUCUCAGUUAUUACUCGUCAAAUUAAUUUGUAACAGAAAAUAAUUAGAUUUGGGAAGGGUAUGCUUCUUGUUAAUGCUUUCACACAUUACUAUUGAUGCUUUUUAUGGAGUAAUUGCUAGUGUGAAUCCAAAAUAGUAAUGUAAUUAAUAAGCAAUGUAAGUUACAUAAGUCAUUUUUGGCCAAAAGUUUAGUUAAUGAUUUUUGGCUGAACAUAAACGUUAUAUAUGUACACAUAUUAUAUAUGUAUAUAUGUAUAUAUACUUAUAUAUAAUCAAGAAAAUCUUAGGUUAAUCCAUUCGUAACUGUGUUAUUAGAUUGUUCCUAUAUAUAUUCCACAUUUAUUAAUAUAAACUUUAUAUAUAUACAAUAUUAUAUAUUAUAUAUUAUAUAUCGCUCCCUUCACUCUCUUGGCCAAUUGGCGAGAUACAUUUAAGUGUGGGAUUCUCUUAAAAAAAAAAGAAAAAGGAAAAAAAAAUAAAGGUUGUAAGCGACAAAAAUGUAUAUACGAUACCUUAAUUUAAAAAAGCCCCCAAAAAAGGGAAAAAAUAGAGAGAGAGAGAGAGAGAAAGAGAAAAUACUUGGUAUAAAACGUUCGGAUUUGUGCUGAUUCCUUUGUUUUUUUUGUCGCAAAAUGAAUAUGUAAUAUGCUCUUUAAUUAUAAUCUGCAAAAUAAGAAAUAAAAAUAAAGCUCAGCCUUUCGUAAUAUGUAUUAAAAAAGUAAAUCUAAAACUUGUUUCAACGAAUUGAAUGAGCCAAUUUGUUUUUAAAAUCGAGAGAACACUGAAUUAUUGCUCUGUACAUAUGUGUUGACUAAUAAUUAUUUUUAUUUCUUUGUUUAUAUAUUUUUCUUUUUAUCAAUCAUUUUCUUAGCGAUCUAACCUGCUGACAUUCGAUCGUUUUAAAGUAUCGCUAGUGUUCUCUCGAAUACUUUUAUAUAUACGUGUACACAUGUAACUUCGCGGAUUUCAUUCAAAAUUUGAUCAAAAAAAUAAAAAAAACAUAGGGAAAAAAUAGAAGCAAAAAAUAAUAAUAAAAAAACCAUUUCAGCUUGUGUGAAUGAAAAGAGAAAACAGAAAAAAAAAAAAUCGAAAAAAUUAAUACAAACGAUACGGAAGUGUUAGUAGGCAACUGUAUAAAUGAAGAAGAAAGAA
Messenger RNA from Polistes canadensis, 6308 nucleotides. It is a transcript of the gene Rcd2, whose product is annotated as cysteine-rich motor neuron 1 protein. Bases 368 to 2104 code for a protein of 578 amino acids. The transcript is spliced from 8 exons. Gene Ontology annotation, molecular function: protein binding; serine-type endopeptidase inhibitor activity. The record is from RefSeq and is a predicted model, not a curated record. Lineage: Eukaryota; Metazoa; Arthropoda; Insecta; Hymenoptera; Vespidae.